GUGCCGUUGUUUCGACGUGUCAGUCCGUAGUAAAUAAUUCUCAAGCGCUAGUCGCCAGUUCAACAAAUAGAGUCUGACACGCGUCCAAAUCAAUCGGCAAAGUAAUAUACACUUUGCCAUACAACAACAACAGUAAAAGCAACAACAAAUACAGUAACUAUUAAUAAUAACAUCAGCAUGGCGGAAAAAGUAAAUGUUUGCAUUGUUGGCUCCGGCAACUGGGGUUCGGCCAUUGCAAAAAUUGUGGGCGCCAAUGCAUCCGCAUUGCCAGAGUUUGAGGAGCGCGUCACAAUGUUCGUCUACGAGGAGAUGAUUGAUGGCAAGAAGUUAACGGAAAUCAUCAAUGAAACUCACGAGAAUGUUAAAUAUCUGAAGGGCCACAAACUCCCACCAAAUGUGGUAGCUGUACCCGAUCUAGUCGAAGCUGCCAAGAAUGCCGAUAUACUCAUUUUCGUAGUGCCCCAUCAGUUCAUACCCAAUUUCUGCAAGCAAUUGCUAGGCAAGAUCAAGCCAAAUGCCAUUGCCAUAUCCCUGAUCAAGGGCUUCGAUAAGGCUGAGGGCGGCGGCAUUGAUCUUAUUUCGCACAUCAUCACCCGCCACUUGAAGAUACCAUGCGCUGUGCUGAUGGGCGCUAAUCUGGCCAACGAGGUGGCCGAGGGCAACUUUUGCGAGACGACAAUCGGCUGCACGGACAAAAAGUACGGCAAGGUGCUGCGUGAUCUCUUCCAGGCCAAUCACUUCCGCGUCGUGGUCGUCGAGGAUGCCGAUGCCGUUGAGGUUUGCGGUGCCUUAAAGAACAUUGUCGCCUGCGGCGCUGGCUUCGUGGAUGGCCUCAAGCUGGGCGACAACACCAAGGCAGCGGUCAUUCGUCUAGGUCUGAUGGAAAUGAUUCGCUUUGUCGAUGUCUUCUACCCGGGCAGCAAGCUAUCCACUUUCUUUGAGAGCUGCGGUGUGGCGGAUCUCAUUACGACAUGUUAUGGUGGCCGCAAUCGUCGUGUCUCCGAGGCUUUUGUCACGUCGGGCAAAACAAUUGAGGAGCUGGAGAAGGAAAUGCUCAAUGGCCAGAAAUUGCAGGGGCCGCCCACUGCCGAGGAAGUCAACUAUAUGUUGAAGAACAAAGGCUUGGAGGAUAAAUUCCCACUGUUCACAGCUAUACAUAAAAUUUGCACAAAUCAGCUUAAGCCUAAAGAUUUAAUUGAUUGCAUACGCAAUCAUCCCGAGCAUAUGCAAACUUUGUAAAAUAGUAAUUACAAAUUUUUAAAUGUUUUUAUGCACCAAAAAAAAAAAAAAACAAAACAAAAAUAA
This is a messenger RNA of Drosophila arizonae, 1305 nucleotides long. RefSeq names its product Glycerol-3-phosphate dehydrogenase 1 (gene Gpdh1). Gene Ontology annotation, biological process: glycerol-3-phosphate catabolic process; carbohydrate metabolic process. The record is from RefSeq and is a predicted model, not a curated record. Gene Ontology annotation, cellular component: cytosol. Lineage: Eukaryota; Metazoa; Arthropoda; Insecta; Diptera; Drosophilidae. Gene Ontology annotation, molecular function: NAD binding; glycerol-3-phosphate dehydrogenase [NAD(P)+] activity; protein homodimerization activity.